AUGCGAGGCGAGAUCUGCCACAUUCACAUCGGCCAAGCUGGUACUCAGCUGGGUAAUUCCGCAUGGGAGCUGUACCUUCUCGAACACGGCCUCAAGCCUGACGGUCAUCACGAUGCUAGCAUCACUGAUGAAGUUGCCUCCAGUGGCUCCUACGAGACCUUCUUUACCGAGACCAGCGGUGGAAAAUAUGUUCCCCGCUCAAUCUUUGUUGAUCUUGAUCCGUCGCCCAUCGACGAGAUCCGUACUGGCACCUACCGCCAGCUCUUCCACCCAGAGCAGCUUAUCAGCGGCAAGGAGGAUGCAGCGAAUAAUUAUGCUCGGGGCCACUAUACUGUCGGCAAGGAGUUGGUUGAAUCAGUCGUCGAUAAAGUCCGACACGUGGCCGACAACUGCUCUUCUCUCCAGGGCUUCUUGAUCUUUCACUCUUUCGGCGGGGGUACUGGGUCUGGAUUCGGUGCCUUGCUACUGGAACAUAUCUCCACCGAGUAUGGCAAGAAAGCGAAGCUCGAAUUUUCGAUUUACCCAUCACCCCGUGUCUCCACAGCAGUCGUGGAGCCUUACAAUGCUGUUCUUUCCACCCACAGUACCAUUAAUUACUCCGACUGUACGUUCUUGGUCGACAACGAAGCUGUCUACGAUAUUUGCCGGCGAAACCUAGAUAUUCCUCGCCCUGGGUUUGACCACCUAAACCGCCUCAUCGCGCAGGUCGUUAGCUCAAUCACCACGAGCCUGCGCUUUGAUGGCGCCCUGAAUGUGGACUUGGCCGAGUUCCAGACUAACCUAGUUCCAUAUCCACGUAUUCAUUAUCCACUGAUCUCUUACGCCCCGGUCAUCUCAAGUAGCCGCAGCUCGCAUGAGAGUCACAGAGUGCAAGACAUCACCUUCCAAUGUUUUGAACCGAACAACCAGAUGGUGGUUUGCAACCCUCAAAAUGGCAAAUAUAUGGCAGUUUGCUUGCUGUACCGCGGAGAUGUCGUGCCGCGCGACUGCACACAGGCCGUGGCCGCCUUGAAGGCCAAAGCAUCCUUCAACCUCGUCGAGUGGUGUCCUACUGGUUUCAAGCUGGGUAUCAACUAUCAAAAGCCUAUGCGUGUUGCAGGAAGUGAACUCGCGCCAGUCGACCGAUCCGUCAGCAUGCUUUCUAACACUACCGCGAUUGCUGAAGCCUGGAGUCGGUUGGACCACAAGUUUGAUCUAAUGUACUCGAAGCGCGCCUUCGUGCACUGGUAUGUUGGUGAGGGUAUGGAGGAAGGGGAAUUCUCAGAAGCCCGUGAGGAUCUUGCUGCUUUGGAGAAGGAUUAUGAAGAAGUUGCAAGCGAUACGAUUGAGGAAGAGGUUGGCGUUGAGUACUAA
This is a messenger RNA of Penicillium macrosclerotiorum, 1353 nucleotides long. RefSeq names its product tubulin alpha chain. Gene Ontology annotation, biological process: mitotic cell cycle; microtubule cytoskeleton organization. The transcript has 7 exons. Gene Ontology annotation, cellular component: cytoplasm; microtubule. The coding region runs from base 1 to 1353 and encodes 450 amino acids. The record is from RefSeq and is a predicted model, not a curated record. NCBI's taxonomy places the organism in Eukaryota, Fungi, Ascomycota, Eurotiomycetes, Eurotiales, Aspergillaceae. Gene Ontology annotation, molecular function: structural constituent of cytoskeleton; GTP binding.